CCCUCUCCCCUUCCUCCUCUCCUCUCCGCUCCCCCACUCCCCCCUCUUCCCUCCCUUUUCCUCCCUCCCCACCCCUGUCUUUCUCUCUCUGAUUCAGGGCAGAAACAGCGGUCUAAGACCUAAGAAAAGAAGAGAAAAAAACCCACCCUGUCAGCCCCUUUCCUCUCUCCAGCAAACCCUCCUGAAUCGAGUGCACAGAUCUAGGAUGAUGCAUCUGUAAAAUCAGCCCCAAGCAGGCAAGUGGGACAGUGUGGAGACACUUGUGAAAGGAUUGAGGUAAUGGCCGCAGAGGGCGAUCCCCCAGUCCAAUUCAAGCUUGUCCUCGUGGGCGAUGGUGGUACUGGGAAGACAGCGUUUGUGAAACGCCACUUGACUGGUGAAUUUGAAAAGAAGUAUGUGGCCACUCUGGGCGUAGAGGUACAUCCUCUGAUGUUCCACACCAGCAGAGGGCCCAUCAAGUUUAACGUCUGGGACACUGCUGGCCAGGAAAAGUUUGGGGGCCUGCGAGACGGCUAUUACAUCCAAGCCCAGGGUGCCAUUAUAAUGUUCGAUGUAACAUCAAGAAUUACUUACAAAAAUGUGCCCAACUGGCAUAGGGAUCUGGUACGGGUGUGUGAAAACAUCCCCAUUGUGCUGUGUGGUAACAAAGUAGAUGUUAAAGACAGAAAAGUGAAGGCGAAGUCUAUUGUCUUCCACCGCAAGAAGAACCUUCAGUAUUACGACAUUUCAGCCAAAAGCAACUACAACUUUGAGAAACCCUUCCUCUGGCUCUCCAGAAGACUCACUGGAGACUCUAACUUGGAGUUCGUUGCCAUGCCGGCUCUAGCCCCACCUGAGGUGGUCAUGGACCCAGCCUUAGCAAAGAAAUACGAGCAUGACUUGGAAGUGGCACAGGCCACUGCUCUCCCCGAUGAGGAUGAUGACUUAUGAGAAAGUGAGGCUUGGGUGGCAUCACAAGCCUAAGCGUACAGGCAACUGCGCUGUAAUGUCACCUGUGUGUCCUGUGUGUCAUCUUGCUACCUAACUACGCAGACUCAGACUCCGUGUCAGUGGUAGCCAAACAGAAGGCUUCGGGGUGAAGCCUUCGGACUGUGGCAGUUACAAACACACCUUCCAUCUGGGAUUUGCAGGUUUAGCUGUUUGUUUCUUCCCUGAGGUUCAAAACUAAGGGUCCUGCAGUUACAACCUGUGUCCUGUGGCAAAAUCUUGGCACUGUAAUUUCAUCCCUUUUGCUUAAAAUAAAGUAGCUUUUCAAACACCAAAA
Molecule: messenger RNA, 1264 nt
Organism: Mus musculus (house mouse)
Lineage: Eukaryota; Metazoa; Chordata; Mammalia; Rodentia; Muridae
Product: RIKEN cDNA 1700009N14 gene
Exons: 2
Coding region: 280-930 (216 amino acids)
Biological process (GO): ribosomal subunit export from nucleus; nucleocytoplasmic transport; protein import into nucleus
Cellular component (GO): nuclear envelope; nucleus; cytoplasm
Molecular function (GO): GTP binding; GTPase activity
Source: RefSeq, marked predicted